Messenger RNA from Spodoptera litura, 1319 nucleotides. The record is from RefSeq and is a predicted model, not a curated record. Lineage: Eukaryota; Metazoa; Arthropoda; Insecta; Lepidoptera; Noctuidae.
CUUGUGAUGAAUGAUGAUGGAUGACAUGACAGCCGAACAAAAAUUACGGCGUGGAUUUAUGGUUAAAAAAUUUGCGAAAAUCUGUUGACUGCAUCUCGAAAUAGAUGUUAGAAUAUAAUUAACCGCGUUACUGCAUGGUGAUUGAUAGUUCUACUUACUAGUUGUUGAUGUCAAUAUAAUGACCGAUAAUUCAAAAGUUUCGAGGCAAAGUUUGUGCAUAUCAUUGUCGUUAGCGCGUAAGUCGAGCUCUCCGGUGUUUGGUGUGUUAUAGCAGCGGUGGACAGUGAUAUCUAGGAGAUGGUGUCGAUGGUGUUAGCAAACGGAUCAAAAGAAAACUAUAUUUGAUUGUGUAUACUGGAGAUAUUGCGGUAGAUAUUUGUUAAUAUGUAUCCAACAGCUACGCGGCACCCGGCUGCCGCGGUAAGGGGUCCUCAGCCGCCGUCAGGACCUAUUAAAUUUACAAUAGCAGACACACUAGAGCGUAUUAAAGAGGAAUUCAACUUUCUUCAAGCUCAGUACCAUACUUUAAAAUUGGAAUGUGAGAAACUGGCCAGUGAGAAGACGGAAAUGCAGAGGCAUUAUGUUAUGGUAAUUAAAUUUUAUGUAGCCAUUGAUAAAGAAAGUUUAUAUUUGUGAACAAAUGUCAGUGUUAAAUCAGAAACAAAUAGUGAUAGAGGAGAAACUGAGAUAUAAUUAUUCAAAUAUUGACUGUUUGCUGUAGAUAAUAAUGUAGGCUAAGCUUAGUUGUUCUCAAAUAGUUAUUGAGCAUGUUGUGAAACCAAGUCAAUAGAGAUACUUUGUCAGUGAUAAGUUAGGUUAAAUUUGUUCUUAAACUGUCAAACACCAAGUGGUCACCGGUGACCGCAGCCUAUUGUUCUAUAAUUGUGUCUAUAAAACCGGUACUCGACGAGUUAAGAUGUAGAUACUGUUUUUAACUAUUUGUGGUUAUUUGAUUGUAAACAAUGUUACUAAACUAACUUUCUGAUUUAGUUUGCAACAAUGUAGAUUUACAAGUUUGAUACUCAUUAUAAAGUAGUGCACUGCCAAGACAUGUCCUAUACAACUUUCAGGAUGACAGUGUAGAACUUACAGGAUGACCUAGAUUUUGAUUUGAUGUCUAUAGUCUUAAUGUCUUCCGAAACUGUAAAACCAUUGCUCAAAAACAAACUAAGCAGCUUAAACUGCCAAACACCGAGCGGUCACCGAUGACCGCAACCUAUUGUUCUAUAAUUGUGUCUAUAAUGACGGUACUCAACGAGUUAAAUUGCAAUUUCCAAAGGGACGUAAACUUGUUUCUCUUUAAUUUGAGCCAUGGUUAG